Messenger RNA from Belonocnema kinseyi, 495 nucleotides. RefSeq lists its product as uncharacterized. NCBI's taxonomy places the organism in Eukaryota, Metazoa, Arthropoda, Insecta, Hymenoptera, Cynipidae. The transcript has a single exon. Bases 1 to 495 code for a protein of 164 amino acids. The record is from RefSeq and is a predicted model, not a curated record.
AUGAGCAAUGGUACUUUGAAUGACAAUUCAGAAAAUAUUCAGAUUCCCGAUAGAUGUGUCGCGAAUAUUAACUCUGAUAUAGUUGCAGAUACAUAUGGUGAUAUGAUCAAAAACAAACAAUACAGAAUUGCGUCAAAACACGCCAUACUUUCCGGAAGAAAUAUUGAUGUUGAUGAGAUUAAUUGCAGAGUCAUUAAUUCACUUGAUGAAGAAACACAACAAAUUUACACCAGUAUAGAUAGUACAGAAACAACUAGCGACGAAGGAGGCAUCAAUCAUGAGGCCAUACUGACGGAAUAUUUGAAUACUUUGAAUCCUCCGAGCUUGCCACCUCAUGAAUUGCGAUUGAGAAAAUGCGCAGUGAUAAUGCUGAUAAUAAAUCUAAGCAUAAGUAAAGGUCUUUUCAAUGGUACUAGAUUGCUCGUAUUAGAAUCUUCUCACAACAUUUUGCGAUGUGAAGUUUUGACAGGCAGUAAAACGGGCGAAAUCGGUUAA